Diachasma alloeum is the source of this 3590-nucleotide messenger RNA. RefSeq names its product mRNA (2'-O-methyladenosine-N(6)-)-methyltransferase (gene Pcif1). Bases 96 to 2480 code for a protein of 794 amino acids. NCBI's taxonomy places the organism in Eukaryota, Metazoa, Arthropoda, Insecta, Hymenoptera, Braconidae. Gene Ontology annotation, cellular component: nucleus. The record is from RefSeq and is a predicted model, not a curated record. The transcript is spliced from 5 exons. Gene Ontology annotation, molecular function: mRNA (2'-O-methyladenosine-N6-)-methyltransferase activity; RNA polymerase II C-terminal domain binding.
GAUUGUUGCGUCAAAUUGCCAAAAAUAAUGAAUGAACUGUCACAAUAACCAUGAAAUACCUCUGAAACACCAUUUACAUCGGCUGUGAUAAAAAUAUGAAUGAAGCGAGUGGAGGAAAGGAAGAAUCGAAUACACAAACUUGGGACGCACUGUCAAAUAGCCAGCAGUUAUCGGGAUUGACCGGUGCAAUGCACCAUCAUCAUCAUCCCCAUCCUCAUCCCCAUCAUCUGCAUCACACGACCAUGAUGCAGCAGGAGCAGGCGGUAUCGGCUGUUAGCCAGGUUAUCGUGCCAACUCCGGUUAAACUGCAGCCACAAACACUUACGCAAACGGCGGGAAUCGUCGAGCAUUGUCCACCGAUGUCCCAUGUGCCGCAGCAAAUGAUUCCCAUGGGACAGGUGGUGCUCCCAAACACCUUUCCCGAGCCCGAGUUGAGUCCAGAGCUCCAGCAGCAAGGUUGGAAAAGGUUCUGGAGUAAACGAGAGAACCGUCCCUACUUCUGGAACAAGUUAACAGGUGAAUCCCUGUGGGUGAUGCCCUCCCUGAAGCCCCAGUUCGACCCAAUAACGGAUCCCCUGGGCAUCUGCGGUAGUCCAGUGGUCUCUCCAGGCAACGGUCCGCUGCCCCCGGGCACCCCAGGAGGUCCCCUGAAACGUCGAGCCUCGGAGGACGGCAACGCAAUAGCUGGACUAGGCGCAGGUGCAAUAAAAAAAUUCGUCCUGGCAGGCCCCUGGGACCUGGAAGUCGGCACGAACGUGAUAAUCUACGAGAGAGCCCAGUCCACCCUCUUCCAGAUCCACCCCGACGUCGAGGCACUUCGCUGCAGUCUCCUGGCGAAGCUGCGCCAGUGCUACCAGGAGCUCUGCCACACACGAGAGUCGAUAGACGCCCCCAAGGACUCCUUCAACCGCUGGCUGAUGGAACGAAAGGUCAUUGACUGCGGCUCUGACCCUCUACUCCCCAGCCAGUGCUUCCCAGAGAUCUCCAUGUCGAUGUAUCGAGAGAUUAUGAACGACAUUCCCAUCAAAAUUGUUCGCCCUAAAUUCACUGGAGACGCCAGGAAACAGCUGUCGAGGUACGCGGAGGCUGCGAAAAAGAUGAUCGAAUCGCGAGCAGCCUCCUCCGAGUCCCGAAAGGUGGUCAAGUGGAAUGCAGAGGAGACCUUCCAGUGGCUGCGUAAAACGGUGGGCGCAACAUUCGACGAUUUCCAGGACAGAUUGUCCCACCUGAAGCACCAGUGCCAGCCGCACCUGACCGAGACAGUGAAGGGAAGUGUCGAGGGUAUCUGCAUGAAGAUAUACAAUCUCUCGGCAGAGUACGCGAAGAAAGUGCGGGACAAGAACAACCAGAUAAUAAAGGACAGUGGGCUGAGUGACAUUCUGAGGCCGAACGCCCCACCCCAGCGUAAAGUCUGGUGUUACCCAGUGCAAUUUGUGCUGCCAGCCCCCCGACUACCGAACGUCGAGUACCUCCCAGAGAGAGAGCAGACGAUGCUUCGAUUUCACGGCGACACAGUCUGCAUAAACAACCACCACCUGACGAAGCUCGAGCAUUUGUACAGGUACAACUGCUUCGACGACAAGAAAUUCGAGAUGUUCCUGCCGAGGGUGUGGUGUGCACUCAAGAGAUAUCAGACUUACCUUGGAAUCAACGAGGGACAGGCCACGCAGAUGGCCCUGCCAGUCAGUGUCUUCGAGUGCCUCCAAAGGUCCUUCGGAGUCACCUUCGAGUGCUUCGCCUCCCCCUUCAACUGCUACUUCAGGCAGUACUGCUCGGCCUUCGCCGACACUGACUCGUACUUCGGCUCGAGGGGACCUUUCCUGGACUUCAGGCCCAUCACAGGAUCCUUCGAGGCCAAUCCACCGUACUGCGAGGAGCUCAUGGAGGCCAUGGUCAAUCACUUCGAGAGACUCCUGGCGGACUCCACUGAGCCCCUCUCGUUCAUUGUUUUUUUACCCGAGUGGAGGGACCCGGCGCCCAAUGCUCUUGUCAAGCUCGAGGCCAGCCACUUCAAGAAGAAACAGGUCGUCGUGCCUGCUAUGGAGCACGAGUAUAGACAUGGAUUUCAACAUCUUUUGCCAAAAGCUGAAGUGAACAUCAGAGCAGCUCACGGUACCCUAGUAGUCUGGCUGCAGAACGCAGCAGGAGCAGCUCGCUGGGGUCCCACAGAGGAGCGUGUGGAGGCCCUCCUGGAGGCGUGGCGCCCAGGUCGAGAAAGAGAGAGAGACAGACAAGAGCUGCUCUCACCCCCCAGACCAACGACUCACCAGGCAAUACCGUCCACAACGAUUUCCCUGUCGUCAACCUGCACCCCAGCAACGCCAACAACGAUAAACCCCUCGACACCAAUAACCACAGCACCAGCAUCAGUACCACCACAAGUGCCCAGCACAAUUCCCCCAGCGACACUGAACUCAAACUCAACACCAACACCAACGAUAACACCUCUGACAGCGGUAACAGCAGCUAAUCCCAUUUGAAAAUACCCUAGGAUCUCAUUGGUAAGAGUAGUUAGAUUUAUUUAGGGUAAUAAAAUCAUUUAUUUUCUGCUCUGAACAUAUUUAACGUGUAAAUAGGUGAGUUUGCUGAUAAUUUGAAUCAACCUGAUGUUUAGAAUUUUUUAUUUAGAGAUAUGAUCGUGUUUGAUAUCAUUAGAGUUCUAUGGUGAGAAAAAUGUGGAAUUUAAUCAAGUAUUUCUUAGAUAAUGCCGGGUAGAUACGUAAAUCAGUGAAUUUUCGUACUACUGGGGUGUUUUUCCGGCGAGAAAAAUCCGUCGAGAAGCAAUAAAUCGGAUUUGAUACUGUUUGAGGCAAUAUUUCGAUGAAUAUAUUUUUUUUCCUCUGAUUGGGUCACAAGUUCGUCAGACGAGAGUAGAAUAGCAUAGCUUUAUCACCACGCGAGGAGAAUAUAUAGAAGAAUUAUUGGGAAAACGUUACGUUACAAUAAUUGCAAUGUAUCUAUUAUAUAGGUUCAUUAUGGUAAUGUGGAUGAAGUCUAUGUGUUUUAAAUAACUAUUUCGUACAUUAAUCUUUUAUCGAGUAAUGUUAUUUGUUGUGACGACGAGUUGAUCUGUUCUCCUUAAUUUCAACACUUUCUUUUCUGGAGUAUACUGCUGAGAGAUUGAUAAAUUAAAUUGUAGUAUAUUAAAUAUACUUGCCGUGCAAGAUUAAAAAGUCUAACAUGGAAGGGGAACUGAAGUCAUUGAGAUGAUUUGUAGUUUUAGGAUAGUUAUUAAGGAGAGUUAAUUAACGAGGUUGAUUCAAGUGCUAUAAGACAAUGUGCGAUGCCUAAUGUAGUUUAGCUGCGUAAAUGCUGAUUAAUUUCGUGUGGUCAUUAUUUUUUAAUCGAUAAAUACCUUGUAAAUAAAUUAUACAAUGUCAAUAAAUAAUUUUGUUAUAACGUAAUAAGAUUUUUAAUCAACAAUUUCUCACUCAAGGGGUCUCGUGCAGAUUGAACAAGAAUUUUUUCAAAUUUCCACACCUCAAGAAAACAAAGCACAAAUUCAUUGAUAAUUCUCGUGGAGAGCGAUAUAUCUGUAAAUAAAAUAUGGAGGAAUGUAAGAAAAUGUAAAUAUACGUUAUCAGAUCGCA